AUGUCUACUUCCUCCACUCAGCGGGAAAACCCCACCCACCCAGAAUACCAGUACCUGGACCUGGUCCGUAACAUUCUAACCAACGGCGAGCACCGACCAGACAGAACAGGAACGGGCACAAUCUCCCUCUUUGCACCCCCACAGCUCCGCUUCAACCUGAAAAACCACACAUUCCCCCUCCUGACGACAAAGCGCCUCUUCCACAAAGCCAUCCUUCACGAGCUCCUCUGGUUCAUUUCGGGCUCGACCAGCAACGCCCCGCUCUCGGCCGUGGGCGUGAAGAUCUGGGAGGGAAACGGGUCGCGCGCUUACCUGGACAGCAUCGGGCUGACGGAGCGCGCGGAGGGUGACCUGGGCCCCGUCUACGGAUUUCAGUGGCGGCACUUUGGCGCAAAGUACGUCGACUGCCACACGGACUACUCGGGCCAGGGCGUGGAUCAGCUCGCCGACGUCAUAUACAAGCUCAAGAACAACCCCUACGACCGCCGCAUCAUCAUGAGCGCUUGGAAUCCGGCGGAUCUGGCGAAGAUGGCGUUGCCGCCGUGUCACAUGUUUGCCCAAUUCUAUGUCUCGUACAAGGAGGGGAAAGGUAUGGGGGCGCUGAGUUGUGUGUUGUAUCAGAGGAGCUGUGAUAUGGGGCUUGGUGUCCCGUUUAAUAUCGCUUCGUACGCGCUCCUCACGAUAAUGAUUGCGCAUGUGUGUGGCCUGGAGCCUGGGGAGUUUAUACACACUAUGGGGGAUGCGCAUGUUUAUGCCGAUCAUGCGGAUGCGUUGAAGGGGCAGUUGGAGAGGGCCCCUAGGGAGUUCCCUACUCUCAAGAUCAAUAGGCAAGUGGAUGAUAUUGAUGACUUCAAAUUCGAGGACUUUGAACUCGUAGGGUAUGAUCCACAUCCUAGUAUCAAAAUGAAUAUGUCUGUAUGACGAGGAAGCAACUCUGGCUGGGUCGUAAUUAAUGAUACUUGAUACUAUGUUUUUU
Molecule: messenger RNA, 976 nt
Organism: Tuber melanosporum (Perigord truffle)
Lineage: Eukaryota; Fungi; Ascomycota; Pezizomycetes; Pezizales; Tuberaceae
Exons: 2
Coding region: 1-921 (306 amino acids)
Biological process (GO): dTMP biosynthetic process
Cellular component (GO): mitochondrion; cytosol
Molecular function (GO): thymidylate synthase activity
Source: RefSeq, a predicted model, not a curated record